UCAACAUGGUGCUGAGGAUCACGUUAGAAAAUGGGGGACGUUAAUAAAAGUGAAGCGUAGGAGCGCUUUAAACGGAACUUAUCUCCUAGUAUGGGAAGAAUUCAGGAGGAAACUGGGGCGUUUCCACACCUGCGGUUCACAGGCUGAUUUAACUGAGCGAUUUUUGGAGGCAGCGGGCGGAGAAAGAUAGUGUUAUUGUUUUUUCUCCGCAUCCAGCAGUUCCAGCACUGCGGAUCAAAAUGGAGGCGAGGACGGAGUAACUACACCGGGCAGUUAGCUAGCUAACUUAGCUUAGCUAACUAGCGAAGUGGGGGAUUAUAACCUACCUAACAUCGAAUGCGGCCUGUUGGCUUUAUUAUUUGAAAGCCUGAGUGGUCUGCAGAUGUUUAGUUAGCUAGGCUAUCCUGUGGCCUGUACUGAUUAGCGGUUAGCUAACCUAUCUAGCUAUAUAGAUAGGACGCUAGCUAAGCUAAUAGGCUAGUUGGCUAAUUCGCUAGCUGGCUAACCAGCUAGCUGGGUUUGCUUGUUUAGGUUAGCUUGUGAAGGCGGUGUUGUUUGUGUUUGUGUUCUUGGAAACAUCAUGAAGGAUUUCCAGCUUUGUUUCCAGGCGGGUCCAGGUUAAGAACACACCUGCGCCGUUGACUUACGUGGUCUACCCUGGUUGUAAGCUAACAUCAGCUAGCUUAUCUAACCUACCUUGCAGGCUGCCAUACUAAAUAACUGACCACCCCACGCCAUUGGAGCUAACUACCUAGCUAUGGUUAAUUCUGUAGCUUGUUGUUCUCGCCAUGAAUAUGCGCUCCGAGUCCCUCUCUAACGUGGCACUGCGCUCAGAAUCCAACACCUUCUAUCUGUCGAGAGCAGGCUCGGGUCACACUGUCGGCGCCCCGAGAAAUUCGUAUUCUUUCGCGGUUGAACCGCAUGACUCGCUCGGUGUCACCCUCAGCAGCGCCGCACAGCACUUCAUCACAUCCAGAAAGCUGGACAAGAACCUCGCUGGGAAGGCUCCUCGGCCGUUUCUGCCCGCAGGACAGAACAAAGCGGUGGCUGUUCCUCCUGGAGCCAGCUCUGAGAGCACAGAGACACUUGCAUCUCAAGCCAAACAAAUGGGGGGCGAAGGGACCCCUGUUAAAAGUAAAACUCCACUCGGACAGACCAACGCCAUGGACAACAAAGCAGAAUUUGUUUCAAUGAACUCUCACAAUUCCAGGGAAUCGGGUGGGGAGGACAGUGCGAAGGGGUUGGACACUAUGGGGGCUCAUGGUGUGGCAUCUCAUGAACACAACCCAGAGGGUAAACGAAAGAACAUGAAGAAGACUCCUGGCCAUCCAAGUGCACAGGCCAGUUGUCUUCGGCAACUUCUCCUGCUUCAGCUGGACCUCAUUGAGCAGCAGCAGCAACAGCUGCAGUCAAAAGACAAGGAAAUAGAUGAACUUAAAGCUGACAGGGACACGCUUCUGGCUCGGAUUGAGCGAAUGGAGCGGCGCUUACAGUUGACGAGCAAAGAACCACGUGAUAAGCGCCUGUUUCAGCCUUUGGAGAGAUGGGUCCCAGACACUGAUGACUUCUGGGAUUCUGAUGUAGGAGACAGCCCUCAAACCCCAUCAGCCAAGGGCUCUGCUUUUAGUCGAAGCAGCAAGGUGCAAAAGAGGAAAUUUGGCUUCAUAGAUUCAAAGGUACAGAGGCCACAGGGGAAAGCUUCCAGGUUAACACCCCAGAAAUCAGACACUGGAGGAGCCUCACCAUGUCAGAGAGAUCUGCGGAACAAGGAGACUCCAGAGAAAACUGGAGUGGGAAAGUCGGAAGCCCUCUCAGAAGGAGAAGAUAACUGUGAACAUCCAGACAUACCAUACAUGACGACGACAGAAAUGUACUUAUGCUGUUGGCACCAACCUCCCGUCUCACCCCUGCGUGAGCCAUCCCCUAAGAAAGAGGAUGAUGUGGCCAUUCCAUCAUGGAGGGAAAACAGCAUGGAGCCUUUGAAGGAGGAAGAUGCCUUUGACAUCCCUGAGAGUCUUGAUGACGGUGUUUUUCUAAAACGCCAUGCAAAGCUGGAGCUGGAUGAGAAGAGAAGGAAGAGAUGGGACAUUCAAAGGAUACGGGAGCAGCGUAUGCUACAAAGGCUCCAACAGCGCAUGGAGAAGAGAAAGAUAAAUGUUCAGGAGAGUGAGCCAGAGAUGUCAUCAUUUUAUCCUGAGGUUGAUGAUGUGGAGUCAAUUAUCAUCACCCCCUUUCUCCCUGUUGUGGCCUUCGGUCGCCCUUUGCCCAAAAUCACUCCACAGAAUUUCGAGCUGCCAUGGCUUGAUGAACGAAGUCGCUGCCGUAUAGAAAAUCAGAAAAAACAAACUCCUCACAGGACCUGCCGGAAAUAAGCCAGUCUUCUUGAGAUGUACAUAUCCAAGUUGAAUGCUGCAGAAAGAAAGAGAUGGCCCCUUUUAAGGCUACUGGAUACUUGAUCGGUUUCAUGGGUUUGUGUGUUUGUAAUUAAAUGGCAAUAAGUGAAGAUGGCAGUGAUGCAGAUUUAUUUAUAUUGUUAAUCAUUAGGAUAAUCCUAUCCACAGAAUGCCCUGUGAUUUUGUUUAAAAAAAACUGUCUAGUGUUCAGCAUUGAUUGCCAUAUAAAUAGUUCAGGUCCUGCUCUGUCUAUUUUUACAUGAAUGAUAUUACUGCAGGCACCGCUUUAAGCAACAAGUUUCAUGUGCAUUACCUUGUGGACAUAUGAUGCAUUUUUUGCAUGUAAUGCCUCAAUGGAUUUUUGAAUAUCGGGCUGUAUCACUGUAUGUGUACCAUGGAGGUAUAGUGAAGAGUGUGAAUCGGAACCCUCAAGUGAGGAUACGAAGGCUUAUGACUUAAAUCCUUAAUUUCUCUUAACUUUAGAAUGCAUGGUUGUCUGGAGUCAACAAAUCAUAUGGUGAGAAGUUUCCAUUUUUGUAAGUGCAGUAGAAAUUCCAUAAAAAAAAGUUAUCACCACCUAAGAGUUGCAUAAGCAGUGUGUGAUUUUGUUUUAGCUCAAGUAGUUCUUGUUUGUAAGCUUCAGCUGGAGGUCUGCACAUCUGUAAAGCUGUUCAUACAAAUGGACUAAAAGGAAAUCCAAUAAUUUUUCAAUGUUUAUCAAGUGGUCAGUCAUGAUUCUUGUUUAUAUCUGAUCUUGUAAAUGGGAACUUUCACCACUUUAACUUUUCUCAAAAUCUUGUCUGCAUCUAAAAGAACAUCUUCAAGCAUCAUGUCAAGCGAAUGGUCAUGAUAAACUUUGUGCCUCGUACAACAAAAUUUUAAUAGAAAAUCCAAAGCCAUGCCUCAUCUUAGUCUGUAGUCACUUGAUUUUUUUUGUUUUGGCAUGAAUGGCUUGUCACCACAUGCAUACCUUUUUUUCUUGAACAUGUGAUUUUUGUGUCUAGCUUCAUCAAAUGUGUAGGAUGUAUAUAAGGGAAAAUGUUAUUUUUUUAUUAUUUAUGUUUGAGUGUUGUAUGUUCAGUAUAGAUGAUAUAUUGAUAGAAUGUUGACAGAGUAACUGAAGAAAUUUGUUUUGCAAAAAAUACAAAUCCUAUUGUUUCUGA
Astyanax mexicanus (Mexican tetra) is the source of this 3556-nucleotide messenger RNA. It is a transcript of the gene msl1b, whose product is annotated as MSL complex subunit 1b. The transcript is spliced from 9 exons. NCBI's taxonomy places the organism in Eukaryota, Metazoa, Chordata, Actinopteri, Characiformes, Acestrorhamphidae. The coding region runs from base 789 to 2372 and encodes 527 amino acids. The record is from RefSeq and is a predicted model, not a curated record. Gene Ontology annotation, cellular component: MSL complex.